ACCGCGUCAUCUGAGCGGACUGCUCUGUCCUGGACCACCGGACCACUGCCAUACGAGCUCCGUCCGGCCGGACAGAGGCUGCAGUGUGCGCCCGGACAGAGGAGCACUGUGCUCGGUGAGGAGUCUGCAUAAGCCGGGAGCAGCAGUGUGGGAGCGGGCUGCACGCUGCUGGAGGACACCGCGCCAGUGACACGGGGAGCAGCUGUUUACCAGAGUAACGAGUGGCGGGAAAGAAAACAUGGCUUCUUCUCCGGUCCCUGUCACCCCGGCGUCGAUGGAAGGAGGGACCCCUUCGCCCGCGAAUGAUGACGAGCCCUCCACACCGCGACAGUCGGACAGUAACACCAGUUUCCUGCGAGCAGCCAGAGCAGGGAAUAUCGACAAGGUUUUGGAAUUCCUGAAAGGUGGAGUGGACAUCAGCACAUGCAAUCAGAAUGGACUCAACGCUCUGCAUCUGGCGGCUAAAGAAGGCCACAUGGAUCUGGUUCAGGAGCUGCUGGAGCGGGGAGCCAGCGUUGACGCAGCCACUAAGAAAGGAAACACAGCCCUCCACAUCGCAUCUCUGGCUGGUCAGGGAGAAGUCGUGAAGACUUUGGUCAAACGUGGGGCGGACAUCAACUCACAGUCACAGAAUGGGUUCACUCCACUGUAUAUGGCCGCUCAGGAGAACCAUCUGGACGUGGUGCGGUACCUACUGGAGAACGGAGGCAACCAGAGCACAGCUACAGAGGAUGGCUUCACCCCACUGGCCAUUGCCUUGCAACAGGGCCAUAACCAGGUGGUGUCCAUUUUACUGGAGAAUGACACCAAGGGGAAAGUGCGCCUGCCUGCCCUGCACAUUGCCGCGCGCAAAGACGACACCAAAUCUGCCGCACUACUGCUCCAGAAUGACCACAAUGCGGAUGUACAGUCCAAGAGUGGAUUCACCCCCCUGCACAUCGCGGCUCACUAUGGGAAUGUAAACGUGGCCACUCUUUUGCUAAACAGAGGAGCAGUGGUGGACUUCACAGCGCGGAAUGGCAUUACUCCUCUUCAUGUGGCUUCUAAGCGUGGGAACACUAACAUGGUGCGCCUCCUAUUGGACAGAGGCUCUCAGAUCGAUGCUAAAACCAGGGACGGUCUGACUCCACUUCACUGUGCAGCUCGCAGUGGACAUGACACAGCUGUGGAACUGCUGCUGGAGAGGGGAGCCCCCCUGCUGGCCAGGACCAAGAACGGUCUGUCCCCUCUGCACAUGGCGGCUCAGGGUGACCACGUGGAGUGCGUCAAACACCUGUUGCAGCACAAGGCACCUGUUGAUGAUGUCACGCUGGACUACCUGACUGCCCUGCACGUAGCUGCUCACUGUGGACACUACCGAGUCACCAAACUACUGCUGGACAAGAGAGCCAACCCCAACGCACGUGCCCUGAAUGGCUUCACUCCACUACACAUCGCCUGUAAGAAGAAUAGAGUAAAGGUGAUGGAGCUGCUGGUCAAAUAUGGAGCCUCUAUCCAAGCCAUCACGGAGUCUGGUCUCACCCCAAUACAUGUGGCAGCUUUCAUGGGCCACCUCAACAUCGUCCUGCUGCUGCUGCAAAAUGGAGCCUCCCCGGAUGUCUCCAACAUUAGGACUGCACUACAUAUGGCAGCAAGAGCAGGCCAAGUCGAAGUGGUCCGAUGUCUGCUGAGGAAUGGUGCCAUAGUGGAUGCUCGGGCACGGGAGGACCAGACACCCUUACAUAUCGCAUCACGACUGGGUAAAACAGAGAUUGUUCAGCUCCUGCUCCAGCACAUGGCCCACCCUGACGCUGCCACCACCAAUGGCUACACCCCCCUCCAUAUCUCAGCUCGUGAGGGGCAGGUGGAGACUGCCUCUGUGCUGCUGGAGGCAGGGGCGUCACACUCACUUGCCACUAAGAAAGGCUUCACUCCCCUUCAUGUGGCAGCGAAGUAUGGAAGCCUGGAUGUGGCCAAACUUCUGCUGCAGCGCCGUGCCCCACCAGACUCUGCUGGAAAGAAUGGACUCACUCCGCUCCAUGUUGCAGCUCAUUAUGAUAACCAGAAGGUGGCUCUUCUGCUGUUGGAUAAGAAUGCAUCACCCCACACCAUGGCCAAGAACGGCUACACCCCUCUCCACAUCGCGGCCAAGAAGAACCAGAUGGAGAUUGCUACAGUGCUGCUGGACUAUGGAGCAGAGACCAACAUCCUGACCAAACAGGGUGUGACCCCUCUGCACCUAGCCUCUCAGGAGGGGCAUGCAGAGAUGGCCGCUCUACUGCUCAGCAAGGGGGCGCAGGUCAACACCCCCACCAAGAGUGGCCUGACUGCCCUUCACCUCGCGGCUCAGGAGGAUAAAGUGUCUGUGGCUGAGAUCCUGGUUCGACACGGAGCUACCCUCGACCAACAAACCAAAUUGGGCUACACGCCACUUAUUGUAGCAUGUCACUAUGGUAACGGCAAGAUGGUGAACUUCCUGUUACAGAAUGGAGCCAGUGUGAAUGCCAAAACAAAGAAUGGAUACACUCCCCUUCACCAAGCAGCCCAGCAGGGAAAUACACAUAUCAUCAAUGUGUUGCUGCAGUACGGAGCCAAGCCCAAUGCCAUCACUGUGAAUGGUAACACUGCUCUGGGAAUUGCCCGGAGGCUUGGCUACAUCUCUGUGGUGGACACACUCAGAGUAAUCACGGAGGAGAUCAUCACCACCACUACAACGGUGACAGAGAAGCAUAAACUCAAUGUACCAGAAACCAUGACUGAAGUCUUGGAUGUAUCAGAUGAAGAGGGAGACGACACAAUGACAGGUGAUGGAGGGGAAUACCUGAGAGCGGAGGACCUGCGGGAGCUGGGGGAUGACUCCCUCCCAGGACAGUAUCUGGACGGGAUGAAUUACCUACGCUUCAGCUUGGAGGGGGGCCGCACUGAUAGUUCGGACAGGUCCUUCACCCCAACCCACCACAGCUAUUACUCCAAACAUGAGGGUCUGAUGGAGGAGCUGCUCAACAGUCAGCAGAUGUCCUCCCUGGCCAGAGAGAAUGACAGAGAGAACUACAGGCUGAGCUGGGGCACAGAGAACUUGGACAAUGUGGCCCUGUCCUCUAGCCCCAAUCCACUCUGGUCACUCUUCUCCGUGCCACCAUGGAGACCACAGCAGGUGACCCUCUGCAUCCUGGUGUUCCCAACCCCUGACCCCGCCCCCCACUUCACCCUCCUCCCCCUCUCACACCUCCUCACCCCCUCACCCCAACCCUCCUGUCACAGUGUGCUCUCCUCUGGGGGAGGUGAUCACGUGUGUGUUACGUUAUUCAUGUCUGUCUACAAAAGACUGUGUCACAACUUCCAAAUACAGUAUUGA
This is a messenger RNA of Periophthalmus magnuspinnatus, 3334 nucleotides long. RefSeq names its product ankyrin-2-like. Lineage: Eukaryota; Metazoa; Chordata; Actinopteri; Gobiiformes; Gobiidae. Gene Ontology annotation, molecular function: protein binding. The record is from RefSeq and is a predicted model, not a curated record. Gene Ontology annotation, biological process: regulation of cardiac muscle contraction; protein localization to T-tubule. Gene Ontology annotation, cellular component: T-tubule.